AUGGCUGCAAGUGAAGUCGCUUCUCCCGAGCGUAAACAAUGGUCAAAUCCAGUAGAAUUCUUUUUAACACUAGUUGCAUUUGCUGUUGGUCUAGGCAAUGUUUGGCGAUUUCCGUAUCUUUGUUUCAAAAAUGGUGGAGGUGCAUUCCUUAUUCCUUAUACAUUAAUGUUAAUCUUCAUUGGUGCUCCAGUAUUUUAUCUCGAAUUAACUCUAGGACAGUUUACUAGUGCUGGUCCACUUGUUGUUUGGAAGAUCAAUCCUUUGUUACGAGGUAUUGGUUAUGCAUCAUUGGCAACAAAUUGUUUCUUAGCACUUUAUUAUAAUGUUUUGAUUGCCUAUUGCUUUUACUAUUUGGUUGCUUCGUUUCAAUUGAUUGUUCCUUGGUCAACUUGUGGAAAUUGGUGGAAUACAGCUCUAUGCACAGAUCAGAAAAUGCUAGCGAAUAUUUCUCAGAGUGGACUUGUUCUCAUGAAAAAUAUGACAAGUUCACCAAGUGAAGAAUACUUUUAUCGAAGGGUUUUACAGAUUAGCAGUGGAAUUGAGAAUGUCGAUGGAAUUGUUACGCAUCUAGCGGUAGCCUUAGCUGUUGCUUGGUUGAUUUGUUUUUUAGCCUUAUCGAAAGGUGUUCAAUCAUUAGGCAAAAUCGCAUAUUUCACGGCUCUCUUUCCUUAUGUAAUGUUAACCGUUCUGAUUAUUCGCGGUGCUACAUUGAGUGGAGCUAUCGAAGGCGUGAAAUUUUACAUCGGCAGUGUUGAGUUCGGUGCAUUGAAAAACCCAUCGGUGUGGAAAGAAGCAUGUACUCAAGUAUUUUAUGCAUUGAGUUGUUGUAGUGGAGGAUUAAUUGCCAUGGCCUCAUUCAACGAUUUCAAUAAUAACGUUUAUCGUGAUACGGUGUCGAUCUGUUUGGUAACAUGGUUUACGAGUAUAUUUGGUGGAUUUGCAAUAUUUACUGUCUUAGGUCAUAUGGCGACGAAGAUGGGUGUGAGUGUUGCUGAUGUGGCUAAAGGAGGUCCUGGUUUGGCAUUUGUCGUGUUUCCUGAAGGCUUAUCAAUGAUGCCAUUUGCACCAUUAUGGUGUGUUCUUUUCUUUUUAAUGAUGUGUACUCUCGGCUUUGGUUCGGAAUUUUCAAUCAUGGAAACUAUCAUGGCUAGUAUUAUCGAUGAAUUCAAAACGUAUCUGAAUACACCCAAGAAGAUCAUACUCUUUCGAUUUGGUACAUCCGUUGUGUUUUUCCUACUUGGACUAUCAAUGGUCACACGAGGAGGUUUAUAUGUGUUGAAUAUUAUCGAUCAAUAUCUCGGUGGAUUUCCUUGGUUAAUAAUUGGUGUUGUUGAAUUAUUCUGCAUUGGGUGGGUGUAUGGCGUGGAUAAUUUCUGUGACGAUAUUGCUAUCAUGUUGGGUGAAGAGCGACGUCCAAGUAAAUUCUGGCGGAUCUGUUGGCAAUAUAUUUCUCCAUUGAUUCUCAUUUUUACAAUUCUUUUUUCAUCUUUAUUCUAUCAAGAAGUAACACUUGACGAUUAUACAUAUCCAUCAUGGGCACUUACGCUUGGCUGGGUCGUUGUUAUCGCAUGUCUUGGCUGGUUACCAUAUAUUUUCAUCGUUGAAAUCUGCCGACGUGGAACAUGGAGUAUUAUUAAAGAAGCUCGUUUGCCACAUGUGGAAUGGGGUCCAGCACGGCAUGAGCAUCGUCAAUUGUCAGUUCGAUAUGCGAAGGAAUCGGGCCCGAAAAAUUUAAGCAUGCAAACAUUGUCGACAAUCGAUACAGGCGAUUCAUAUGAUUUGGACGCCGCAGCUAUCGAGGUCAUUACUGCAAGUCCGAAACUGUAUGUGAAAAGAAUUUCUGAUGUAUCAACAACACGUUUUUGA
Molecule: messenger RNA, 1866 nt
Organism: Adineta ricciae
Lineage: Eukaryota; Metazoa; Rotifera; Eurotatoria; Adinetida; Adinetidae
Source: the annotation of a GenBank genome assembly